This is a messenger RNA of Mercenaria mercenaria, 2347 nucleotides long. RefSeq lists its product as uncharacterized. The transcript has 2 exons. Lineage: Eukaryota; Metazoa; Mollusca; Bivalvia; Venerida; Veneridae. Gene Ontology annotation, molecular function: N-acetyltransferase activity. The coding region runs from base 117 to 815 and encodes 232 amino acids. The record is from RefSeq and is a predicted model, not a curated record.
GUUACUAAUAAUAGCUUUGAAGCUCGAUAGCUGAAAUUUGUAAAUGUGCGGAGUAUAACAAAGUUAUAUUUAUCCGUUAAGUACUUAAUCCAUUCAUAAGAGACACAUUUUAUAAAAUGGAUAUUUCAGAUAAUUUAACUUUGGAAAAAGCGAUUGAGGCGUUAGAGAAAGUGAAGGCUGAAUUUGAAAUCGACAAUGGUCGAAUAGCCAUUAUUACAUCUGAUCGGUAUGCAGAGACAUAUGACAUAAUGGGUAACCAUUUUACCCCAGAUGAGCCUCUAAGUAAAGCUUUUGGUGUCACGUGGAAUGAAGAAUUUGAACAGUCAGUACACAAGACUCUCGUGCAGAAUGUGUCUAUCUGCAUGAUAUCAAGGGAUACAAAUGAGGUAAUGGGCGUUCGUGUGAUUGGUCUUAUGAGGAAAUCAGACCCACCUAGUGACUUCUCGUCAAUAAAGUACGAACAGUUAAGAAGUCUUUACGAAUUCUUAAAUCAUAAACAAUAUGAGGUCAACUUCUUUGAAAGAUACGAAGUUGAUGAAGCCAUACAUUUCACAACGUUAGGAGUCCACAAAAAGUUCCGCCGAAUGGGUCUCGGAGGUCGACUCCUUGGAGCUGCAGUCGCCAUGUGCAGGGAGUUAGGAUUCAAAGCAAUACAGGGUGAAGGGACGUCCAAUUUCUCACAAAGGAUUUAUGAAAAACAAGGAUUUGAAACUCUUAUUACCAUGCCUUAUGACAGUUACUUUUAUAAGGGACAGCCUAUCAUAAAUGCAACAGGUGAACACACAAUGACAAAGAUAUACGGUCUGAAGUUAUAAGAUAGAAGGGUGUUUACAUUAUCACCUGCAGAAAUUCAGAAUUCAUAAAAUCAUGUAACACCACCACUAAUGCAAUGUAGCUGGGUUAGAUAUUUCACUACGAAGUUGCAUUGAUUGCAUCAAAUGACACUUUUUUCAUACUAAAGACAAAAUUUUAGACUUAUCGCUGAACGCCGAUAGUGAAAUACGGCUUUUGAAAUUCUAUUUUGCCAGUAGCAUAUACAGACGGAUGAUUUUACAGUUAACCAACAACAUUAAGAUCUAUUUUUUAAACAGUUUUUCAUGAAGUCAGGUUUUCCAAAAAUGUUCUGAAUUCCUCUCAAAUCGUUACGACAGUUUUGCGUUCAAUCCGUAGCUCUAAUGAUUUGAUCAACGUUAUGGGCUACUUACACCAGAGUCCAAGCGCAGAUACAAGUCCAAACGAGGAAAAGCUAAAACAACUUAAAAGAAAUUGACACUUUUAUAGAAAAGACUUUCCUAAAAGGACUGUUUACACCAAAAUGAAUGUGACUCCUCCGUGUAUAGUUCCAAAUAGUUGAUGAAAUAUGGUAUAAUGAAUAACAAUGUCUACAGGAAGAUCCAUUAGAAGAAGCACAAUAAUAGCAGACUCGGUUUGAUUGAGUAAUGUUCAGAGUUCAACAACCCUCACGCCCCCUAGCCCCGGCUUAAGCGGAAUUAUAUUACGUAUGAUAUGAGUCAGAAAUUUUUUUUUGGAAUAACGUCUAGCUGAAAUGGAUACUUCAAUAUAUAUUUGUUUAUUUGUCUGUUUUUCGCCACUUCUGUAAAUGACAUUUCUUUGUUAAUAAUCAUCCAUACAUCAUUGAUCAGUUACACUCAUUUCUAUACAACUGAAAUGUGACUAAAAUAUCUUAAAUAUAUAUUAACAUGCAGCAAUAGCGAAUAAAAAUAUGACUCAUAUAUGAUACGUUUCGUUACAUGUAAUAUACUAAAGGUUAUCGUUAGUUACGAACGCUUAAGUGUUUUAAACACACAAGAAGGAGCAAUUGUAGCAAAUAUGGUGUUGUUCCUGCACUAGACACUCAUAAAAACACAUGUCUAAAAGUAAUAGUUUGAAUAUGUAAUGAUAUGUUAUGGUUCUUUUAUAUCAUAUGAACUGUAUCACCAUGUUUAUAUAUAUGUUUGAUUUUUCCUGAUGGGUUUCUGUCCUUCUGGAAGAAAUUAAUGAAACUUUUUCUUCUUUGUUUUUGUUUUGUCGCAGAUUGUAUUGAGAAAAGAUAUAGACCACUUUCAUUAUGAAUUUUCAUAUUUUAGUUUUAUUCAUUGAGUAAAUGCCUACAUAUGCAGAAUUGCUCAACAGCAACAUUCAUAGGAGCAUUUCCAGAGGGUGUUGUUGUUUUUAUAUAUAACAACAUCCAAAAAUGUUUUAUAUUUUUGGGGGAGAAGACAUGUACUACUGGCUUGCUUUAUAUGGUUUUCAUAUUAUUGAAAUGCUCUAAUAGUACUGAAUAAACAUGUUUCAAGAUUAAAGUGUGUAUAUGACAUAAAGAAUUAAAUAUAUUAGUUCAAUGUAA